Messenger RNA from Paramecium tetraurelia, 738 nucleotides. RefSeq lists its product as uncharacterized. The transcript has a single exon. Lineage: Eukaryota; Ciliophora; Oligohymenophorea; Peniculida; Parameciidae. The record is from RefSeq and is a predicted model, not a curated record.
AUGUAACGAAGUAGCAAUAGCCCCAUUUUUCUGUCUCCAGAUCAAUUCGCCACUCUAUUCAAUCAAGGAAUUCGAGAAUCCCUCUAUUUAGAUGAAAUGCAAGACCAACGCGAACUCAGUUUCUCAGCUCCCAAGACUGAUGAGACUAAUCAAUCAAACUUGCCCAUUUAAUCUAGUAAUUUUUUACCUGAAUUUCCCAAGGAUGAUGUUGUCAUAAGUAUUAUUCAUUCAAGUCUAUGCUUAGUAUCUAAACAAAUAUAUGAAUAAUCGCAAAACAUCGAGUAACAUAAUAAACAGUUGAGCGAGUCAUACUAAAGAAUACUAAAGUAGAACAAAGAAUUAUUGAACAAGAGGAAGGAAUUAGAAGAGGAGAACUAGGGUCUUCUGGAGGAAAACUUCGAUCUUAAGAGACAGGCUCAUGAACUUUAAUAAAAAUUGACGCUAGCCCAAAAUUAGAUGCUAGCCAAAAGAGAUCAGGAAAUACAAACCUUGAAAUAGCAAAUUAAAGAAUUGCAGUGUUAAUCGAAUUCCAGAGAUUCAGCCACCAAGACUGAAGGAAGUACUGCCACUUCUCAUAAAUAUUGUUUCGGGUCGAACACUCAUAGAGUACAGUCUAAUGAACAAUCGAAAAAUCCAUCUAGAUUCACUUCUCCAGUUCCGAAACAAUAAACCUCGGAGUUCUCAGUCUUCAAUCAAUAUAAUUCAAAUACUGUGUUCGGGAAACAACCCCAAUUAUGA